AUGAGUUUUGCAAUUAAAGGCAACCUGUUGGGUAAGACUCUCUGGCGAGCAGCUGGCAUGGCUUUCUGUGGGGGCAUAAGGAUGCCUUUACUACCCAGCAGUGGUCUACCAAGUCACAGAUUCCUGCACGUUGGUGAACGCGCCUCGCUGACAAAGGCCUUCACUGCUCAAGACGUGAGGCUUUUUGCAGAGCUGACUGGUGACACCAACCCACUUCAUCUGGACCCCGAGUUCGCAAAGAGCACAUCCUUCGAGACCCCCAUUGUUCAUGGUGUGCUGAUAAACGGACUCAUCUCAGCAGUUCUGGGGACUAAAAUGCCCGGCACAGGCUGCGUGUUUCUCUACCAGGAAAUUCGUUUUCCGGCGCCGCUAUACAUCGGAGAGGAGGUGGUGGCUGAGGCUGAGGUGAAAAAGAUCAAAAUGUCCUUCGCUUUCAUUGCCGUUUCCUGUUCAGCAAAAGACAAAGUGGUUAUGGAGGGGGAGGUGAUGGUCAUGAUGCCAGAGCGUUCCCAAGAACUGUAGAAAGGACAUUUGAAACUGGAGUUGAAUUUACCAGUUAAUUUGAUGUAUGAAUUUGAUGUUAAAUAAUAAUAAAAAAAGAUUUUGUCUUUUGCCUAAAAUAAUUUUUUUUUUUAAAUUAUUCCCCUCCCGAUAUUAACAUUCUCAGCAUUUCAUACAAAGCCCAGAUGACAGUUUCACUGUUGUCUUUGAAGAGUAAAUGAAAAAUGAACAAAUGUCUUUCUAAUAUGAUGGUAUGGGUAUGGAUGGGAGGGUAUAAAAAGUCAUUCACAAUGGUUGAUGUCCAAAAAUUAUUACACCCAAUAGUUAUACAUUUGCUACCUCAUGGCUAUGCCUGAGACACUAAUUUAACAUAUAUUUUCUGAUGGUUAUGGUCUGAAAUGUAUUGUUUAAACCUAUUAUGAAUAAGAAAGAUACAUGAGGAUUGCUGUUGUGCAGCAAAUAAAGUCCCCAAAGAAACGCAUUUUUCCCAUGUUGCUACUAUUGUACCAUGACUAAUAUUCCAUAUAAAACUGUUGGGUUUAGACAGUGAAGAAAAGGGUGUAGUUGUCAUAAGAGCAACCCCUUUCAUUUAUUACCAUUGUUAAGAAAUAUUGUCAUAGUCUGCAAAUUUCUCCUUAGUUAGCCUUCAAACCUCAGCCACUGACUUCUGCUGAAAUUGCACAAAUUUCUUCACUCUGGAAACUAGCGAAUUCACACCUCCCUGAAACAAAACUGAAAGAGAGAAAGACUAAAUUACUCAUCACACCACAUCCUAUUGCCAUCAUCAGUUCCUGCAGUUCCUGUGCGUUUUAUUCACAUGUGGUUUGGCUUGCAGUGUGUACCUCUCAGUGACCACCUACCGCUUACCAUUACUGAACCUGACAGUAAUAUGGUAGAGUUCGUGUUGUUGAUUUUGUUGCUUGAUUUAUACAUUCAUAAAUUGAAGUAAUAAACAUAUGCUUUUAAAAAGA
Messenger RNA from Astyanax mexicanus (Mexican tetra), 1472 nucleotides. Its product is annotated as hydroxyacyl-thioester dehydratase type 2, mitochondrial-like. The record is from RefSeq and is a predicted model, not a curated record. NCBI's taxonomy places the organism in Eukaryota, Metazoa, Chordata, Actinopteri, Characiformes, Acestrorhamphidae. Bases 1 to 522 code for a protein of 173 amino acids. The transcript has a single exon.